AGCAGCUGUCCACUGGCAUGCAACAGGGAGCGUCACAGUGGUGAUACAGGGGUUCAGAAGUGAACCGAAGCGGCUCUGUGCAGUUUGAUCCAGGAAGGUUCCUCUCACCGUCUUCUGCCCGUCUACGACCUGCAGCCUCACCAUGGCGGAUCAGUACCAGUUCAACACCAAUGAGGAGAAGAUUGUGAAGGACAGCCACACCAAGGAGAUUGAUCUAAUUAACAGAGAUCCCAAGCAGAUCAAUGAGGACGUGGUGAAGGUGGACUUUGAGGAUAUCAUUGCAGAGCCUGAUGGUACACACAGCCUGGAUGGGGUGUGGAAGCUCAGCUACACCACCUUUACUGUGUCCAAGUACUGGUGCUACCGCAUCUUGUCUGCCGUCUUUGGCAUCCCUGUUGCUCUGCUCUGGGGCUUCCUGUUCGCAUGCAUCUCCUUCUGCCACAUCUGGGCUGUGGUUCCCUGCAUCAAGAGCUGUCUGAUUGAGUCACAGUGCAUCAGCCGCAUCUACUCUCUCUGCAUCCAGACCUUCUGUGAUCCCUUCUUCGAAGCCCUAGGAAAGAUCUUCAGCAGUGUGCGUGUUGCACUGCGCAAAGAAGUCUAAGAACUGGCAAAGCAGCGUUUAUAGUAUGAUCGGAUGAAGUGCGGUAUCUUUUUAUACACCAGAAGCUCAGCCCUGGCAUCUUGCUUACUUCCCGAUACUCCUCCUUCUCCCUUCAUAACAUGCUGUUCCCCACCCACCCAUCCUCAAGCUCUGUCCUGACAUGCCCGGUGUGCCUUUUGCCACCAGACGCUCUGUGACAGCUGCAGCAAGCAGCGUGGUUCCGUGACAGCUCUAGCACUCCUGCAGGGCUCAGUGCUCCUCAUUGAGGGAGAAGAGGACCGCCUGCCAUGAUGAGGAUCUGUCUGCUCUCAUUUAUUUGUAUCACAUAAGUCAAAGACAAUAGCUACUCAAUCACAACAGAUGAAAUGAACUCCCUAACACACCUGCACCUGUGGACAAUGCUGCCUGUAUGCAUUACAUUACAUUUAGCCAUUCUUAAAAGUUCUUUCGAUGCUCUAUGUUGCCGUGUCUGGUAAUUAACUUGAUAUUGAUUGAAUAGGAUUUGACAUUCAUACAUGUAACCUUAUUUGAUAAGCUCUAACAAAAAGAAAGAAAUUUGAAAUGUUUUCUCUCCAAAAUUAUUUAGUAAUUUGUCAUGACUCCAAAGUUUGCAUUGAUUGCAGAUGAAAGAAAUAUGUUUGGAACCAAACACGCAGAUAAUUUACUUCCUUUUAUCAAAGCGUGAUCAGUUAAUGCACAUUUCAGUCAAGUAGGUGUAAACAAGUCUGGACCUAACUACUGAAGGAGUAGAGUACAUUUUCCAUGAGACCCAUUGGAAUGCUCCACAGUGUUAUUCUAAUUAUGUAGAAAAGUAUAAAACCUAUGCUGCUACUGUGCACCUGCAGUAAAGAACGGCUAAUUAUUCAUAGCUGAAACUAUUCUAAAGACACUUUACAAUUGAUGAAACCGUCCCUAUAAUAAGCACCACUGGUUCAGUGCAUGAUUGAAAGUAUAUUAUGUGUGUUAUUUCAAUUAAUUCUGAGAGGCUUAAGAAAUACAUUUUUAAGAGUCACCAAACAUCUUAACCGUGUUUCAGUGAUAUGUUGGUCUACUUGAGUCGGCCUGGGAGCUGUGACCCACUAGAGGCUGAUGUUGUGUGUUUCGGAGCCAUUAUUGAUGUGUCACCACACCCUUCUUUGUUCAUCACUGCAGUGUGUUUCUGUCUGGCCGACUCAUUUGUCCUUUAUUAUGCUAGAAGAUGCACAGUUAAAAUGUAUAUGAGCAGAAAUCAUUGAGCUGAUUAAUGAACUGUUUUAACCAGUGCAAUUAAGGAGCAAGAGUGAUUGAUUUCCCAAAACCUACAAAGGUAAUCAAUGUGCAGGAUAAAACUACAACCAAUACAGCAAAUGUAUCUAUUGUUUGCCUUCUGAAAAUGAUUGAUUAAACUUGUGUAAUUACA
Molecule: messenger RNA, 2000 nt
Organism: Anarrhichthys ocellatus (wolf-eel)
Lineage: Eukaryota; Metazoa; Chordata; Actinopteri; Perciformes; Anarhichadidae
Gene: cav3
Product: caveolin 3
Exons: 2
Coding region: 143-601 (152 amino acids)
Biological process (GO): regulation of membrane potential; cell differentiation; regulation of cytosolic calcium ion concentration
Cellular component (GO): caveola; focal adhesion; sarcolemma
Molecular function (GO): transmembrane transporter binding; molecular adaptor activity
Source: RefSeq, a predicted model, not a curated record